This is a messenger RNA of Babesia bovis T2Bo, 1211 nucleotides long. Its product is annotated as kelch repeat domain containing protein. NCBI's taxonomy places the organism in Eukaryota, Apicomplexa, Aconoidasida, Piroplasmida, Babesiidae. The coding region runs from base 9 to 1208 and encodes 399 amino acids. The transcript is spliced from 10 exons. Gene Ontology annotation, molecular function: protein binding. The record is from RefSeq and is a predicted model, not a curated record.
GUUUUAAUAUGCUAAUAAAAUGCAUUCCGUUAUGUGUAGGUGUGUUUAUUUGGCUGGCGUUGUGGCUCCGGUACACCGAUGCUGCAAGAUGGAAGGUAUUGGCUCCAGCUAAGGAAGACACACCUAAGUACCAUAAAUUCGCGUAUACAUUUUCCGAAUCUUUGCUCUAUACAUUCGGGGGAGAGUCAGAAGGUACAUUCAGUAGUGACCUGAAGCGGUUUGACCCAUGGAGGAAGCAAUGGGUGACCUUGCCAUCUGUUGGGAAUGUCCCAGCUCCUAGAGCUGGAGCUACUUUGACUAAAAUAGGCUCCACUUUAUAUCUCAUAGGAGGGUAUAACCAGAAUGGCACUUUAGGUACUAUUAGUCAAUACGAUGUCAUAAAUAACAAGUGGACUCAUGUAUAUCCUCAAGGAGUUAAUAAAUUUCUGCCCAGGAGUGGGCAUGCUAGCUGUACUGACGGCGUUAAUCGCAUUUAUAUAUUUGGUGGAUACAACGAUGAUGGCAUAUAUCUCAAUGAUUUGCAUGAGAUUACAAUAUCCACGAAAACAACAACUGAACCUUAUAGCCAGGAGAUUGUUGCAUCAUUCAAGUUGCUUAGUACCGAUUCUAGUAAGGGGGGUAUUAACCCAUCGCCGAAGGAAUGUGCUUCUAUGCAGUUAGUGGAUGGCAAGCUCUAUCUCCAUGGUGGAUAUUCUUAUGGUGGCAGCAGUCACGAUGACAUGUGGACCUUUGACUUGGGUGACUUGAAGUGGUCGCAAGUAGACUCUCCGGUUGUCCCUCCUCCAUCAGAGGGCAUGAGCUCUCUUAGUUUAGGGAGGAGUAUAUUUUACUUCGGGGGGUGUGACUUUGGAUAUGCAUCCACUAGAUGCUACAGUGAUUUAUGGCGCUUCGACACUACGUCUUCUAGAUGGUACAUCAUACCAACAUCGGGUAUCAAUCCCAGUGGAAGGGCAUAUGCCGCUUUGGCAUUUGUCAACGACACCUUUGUUUUGUAUGGCGGAUCAAAGCUGGACAAGAAGGCCUUUGACGACUCAUACCAGCUCGUAGAAUUACAGCCGUGCACUGACCCGGACCACACGUGUCUCGGUAGAGGAUCGUGCUUGGGUGUUUCAUGCCGUUGCAAUACGGGAUUCACUGGCUACGACUGUAGCAUAUCUCUUCAGGGUACCCAGGGGCCACCGGAUACUCCAACUCAUACUGAAAUGUGAAUG